AUGAUUGUUCCUCGCGUACCGCCUCGUUCGUCGGCGGUGGCGGCGGCGGCGGCUCGCGGUACUGCCACCGCCACCGCCGCCACCGUCACCACCACCAACGCCGCGACCGACCGACGCCAACCGCACCGAUCCGUUGGAACCGACGGCACUGAACAGACCGAACGGACACUCGUACAGACGCGUCGUCCACUGUCGCACACGCGCCGUUUUCAUUUCGAUACUGUUCCGGCGCCGUCGACGUCGCUACUUCCGUCUGCUGAACAACAAUCACACGCCGACAAAAUGGUCCAUCUCGUCGUCGACUUCGUAAGUACCGCCGGCGACGGCUUUACACGUGGUAUUAUUCAAUUACUGUUUGUUUCCGAACAAUAAUGAAAUGAAAUAUGUUCUCGCCUCCGCCACCGCCGUGGCGAAGAUAGCGAUUGCCGUCGUUUGCGAGUAAUUAUUAUUGUUGUUCUUUUUUUUAUUUUUUUUUCCUCGCUCCUUCUGCGUUUCGGUAUUUUGCGCACAAUUCAUCGUGAUCGUUAUAAUUGUGUACCGUUCGCCACAAGGUCGACGUCGUCGUUAUGUAACGGCGCGCACGGCGAUCGCCCCGACUUCUGGUCGGGUCGGUUCCCCUCCCCCCUCCCCUCCGGGGCGACGUGUCGUGAAGGACUUCCGUUCGAUUCGGCCUCGGCCGUUGUCACAUCGACGCUUGUGGCGGCGGGGACCCAUAACGAUUUCGGAGGGGUUUUUUUUUUUUUUUUUCUGCUACGGUCGAUUUCGAAAGUUCUCACGCUCGCCCAUCGCGCCGGUUACCACCACUACCACUACUACCGCCACCACUGCCGGGGUAAUUUGCGCGUGAAUCCAAUGUCCGCGGGCGUACAAGUGCGUUUUAUCGCGCGGCGACGACGCUCUUAUCAGCCGUGCGGCCGUCCUGUCCGCGGACAAUGGCCGUAGCGGUGGUGUUCGACGGCGUGACCGUGUUUGGUCGUUGAGUCACCGCCGGCCGCGAACGCCCGCGGGUGUUGUGUGAGUCGCGACCGCGAUCCGACGUCACUCGGUUGGUAGGGAAAUGAGAAAAAAAUAAAAUAAAAAAAGCCGCCGAAUUUUUAUAUUCAACCGUCGGGACGUAACGCGACCGGCCGUAAUUUUCAACCCGAACGAAGCCUCUCCCGCGCUCUCUUACCUUGUACUCGUUAUCUCGGGAACAACAACAACAAUAAUAAUAAUAAUAAUUAUUGUCUCGUCGUUCGGUCGGCACGGUAAAGAGUCCCGUGCCGAUUAUUCUCCACUCGAUCGUUCCGCAGCUUUGUGUUUUUUUUUCUCUCGUCAUUAUUAUACCUGCAAUAAAAUAAUAAUUGUACGAACGCGAUAAAGCGAACGGUCGGCCAAUGAAUUGCUAAUUAGUUGUUUUUUUUUCACACGCGAAUUAGAAUAAUUUUAAAACGCCAGGGGUUAUAACUCGUUUCGACAUUGAAAUACCUACCGUACAAUAAAUACGUAAUCAUAAUGUACGGUAUAAAACGAGUAGUAAAAAAAUAAUUUUUCAUUUUCAACCAGACGUUCGGUUUAUCGACGUACCAAUCUUAGGCAUCAAUAUAAAUCGGGAUACGUACAAAUGUUACGCGGUUUUAAUACUUGCAAUAAUUGUUUUACGGGGAAAAAUGUAAAUGGUCAAGUAUUUCGACUUUGUGAUCUUAAACGACUGUCUAAAUUUUAUGCCACUGAAUCAAAUGUCGCAUUUAGUACCAUGGACAAGAUAUUAUAAAGAUGUAUAUUUAUAUAUUUGUAAAUAUUACAUGACUAUAAUAAUUAUCGUUUAUUAAAUGGAUUACCAAAAAUUGAACUUAAUUAAUAAUUGUUAAAUAUAGAUAAAAUUUUCUUAUUUGCUAUAAUAAUAAUUAUUUAUUAAACGUAUUACCAAAGAUUGAACCUAAUUAAUAUUAAAUAUAGAUAAGAUUUUCUUAUCAUUAGUUUACUUAUUUUCCUUACGAUAAUCAUAACCCAUAAUGUCACCAGUUUUUAAUAAUUAAUAUAAUUGUAUAUUAGUAAUUUAAAUGUUUAAAAUUUUUGUUCAAUUUUUUUUUUUCCUCUUGUUUUUUUCACCAUAUAGAAUAUAAUAUAAUUGGUACUUACCUAGUCUCAAGAACAGCAAACUACCGCAUCAAAAAAUAAUGCAUUGAACUGAUGUUUAAGUUACCAAUAUCCUUUUUUUUGUUUUAUAUUACAGAAUUCUGAUGCCUACAAUUAUUAUUAAACUAUAAAAUAAAUUCCCUUGUACCAUUAUUAUUAUAACAUACGAUAAUUACCUAUUGAUUUCAAUAUUCUCAUAAUGAUAGAUGUAUUGACUAUUGAGUCACGGCUUGUAGAUUAUUUUUAAUAAUUAUCAGAAUAUUUUAAUUUCGCUUUCUUUAUUAUAAUUAUUUAUCUUUUAUUAUUACAUGACUUGUUUGAAUAAUAUUUCUAAGAAUGCAAGUAAUAAUGAUCUUUUAUAAUACAACUUAUACAUUUUAUUUCCAUUGUGGCAAAAAAUAAUAUUCAUUUUGAACAAUAUUAGGUAUCUGCGUAAUACUACUAUUGAUAAGGUCAUUAAUUCAUUGAGCACAAUUUGAAAAAAAAUUAUUUAAUUAAAACAUGAUUUUCAGGUUUACUGUUUUACUUUGUUAAAUAAAGAUAUGUCUUUUAAAUAUUUAUUUAAAUUUAACUAUACUGUAUAUUUUGAUGACUUAUUUUUUCCUUCCCCCUCCCCCCAUUCCACUAUAGAAAUAGUGUACAUUUUACUCACUUUUUAAGUUUGAAUAUAUCGCUAGUAAUUUAGCACUAUUAAGUAUAAACAAAUAUAUAAUGUUAUUAUAAUAGAUUGAUUCAAUAAGUCUAUAAGAAUAAAACUUCGAAUACUUAUUACUAACAAUUCACAUACCUAUUGUUGUUUACAAAAUGAAAAUAACUGUUGUACGAUUAUCUUAUUAAUGAUAAUAUUAUGGUGGGGUUAGUUUCAUGUAUAUGUAAACAAAGCAUUUGCCGAAGGGCGAUCAUUUAUAAAUUAAUAGACAAUAGUUAUUCAAAAAAUAAGGUAAAUGUUAGAUUUUUUAUCUAAUACGUCGAGUAUUCUCAGGUUAAAUGUUAUUGCACAAGAAAUCGUCAAAUAUCAAAGUAAUAUUUUCAAUCUAAUUUUCUAAAUUUAAUUACCGACCUAGAUGCAUCUAUUUACAUGGUUAUACAAAUAUUUGAUUUGAUUAUUAAAAAUUUAUCUGUGUACGAUACUAAUUGGUAUUCAUCAAUGUACUAUAAUGACAUGUUCUGUUUUUUUAUUUUAAUUUGCAUCAAAUAUUACUUAAGUACCUAAAUAGUAUAUAAGUUGGUAUUUGUCUAAUGUUAUUGAAAUAUUUUAUAUUCAUUCACCGUAACUGAAUAUUAACUCAAAUUUUUGUACCUAUACAGAAAAAUGUAUGUAAGAACUUUAAAACAAUUUAAAACCCAUAAAAGACUUGUUCAUUUAAUAUCUAUUCUGUAGUUCUACAACAUCUGAGUAGACAUUUGUGCUAUAUUUAAAUAUAAUAUAUCAGUAACAUUAAAGACCUAGGUAUACAGUCAUUUUGACAAAUACCUAGGUUUACUAAAUAAUUUCUUCUAUAUAGGUGACAUAAGCGGUAUGAUUUAAUUUAUAAUAGUGUUAAUUAUAUAAUUAAUUUUUUUGUGCCCAAGUCCAAGUGUUCAAACUAAAUUUCUUCAAUAUUAAUUAGAUAGAUUGAUGGUUAAAAUUUCAUUGAAUAGAUUAUUAAUUUAUUAUUUUCUUAAAUGUAGAAUGGUUUUUAUAUAUUCACUUAUUUUUGUGUUAGGUAAUUUAAUAUUAUAUUGAUGUUAAUUUCAUCUACAGACUUCUAUUAAAUCUGAAAUAUAUUGUGUAGAUUUACUAUUACAAAGUAAUAGGGUUAUGAUGAUUGUUAUAUUUAUUUUAGUUUUAUUUCUUUUAAUAUUAAAUUGAAGUGGGCCAGCAUUUAUAAGUAUUAUAUUAUGUUAUUUUUAGAUCUAUAUUAUUUUAAUAAAUAUGAAAUUUAUUAAAACUGUGUUUGUUUGAAGUACUGUUUGAUCAAAAAAUAUUGUAUUAUUAAUAAUUGCAUAUUAUAAUUUUCAGGGUGAUAUGGAAGCAAAAUUAAUUGACGCCAAAGAAAAAUUAGUCAUCAUCGAUUUCUUUGCCAAAUGGUGUGGCCCAUGCAAAUUAAUUGCUCCAUUCAUCGAGGUAAACAAUUGUAAUAAAUAUUCAUUAUUCUUAAAGUUGUACACAUAAAAUAGAAGUCAUGCAGAUAGUGGUAAAAAUUAAAAUAAUUUUAAAUGUAUGGAAGCGUCUACCUAUAUUUGUAGGUAGAUUUGGUUAAGAAGUCUGUUUUUCGUGGUAUUAGAAUUAUUACAAACAACCGUAUUAUAACAAUUGAACAACUAUGUUCAAGUCUAAUUAGUAACUAGGUACUCACACAUACCUAGGUUGUUUGUCAACUGGUUUGCACAAUAUGUAGCACUCAUUUGUUAUAUUGUACAUCUUAUUUUUUACAUUAUCCAUCUGUCUACGUAGUUCUGGUUUGGCAUAUGUACUGGAAUGGAGAUUAUCAGAAAGGCUUGAUGACAAUAGAUAGCGUAAAGAACAAUAUUUUAAUACUUUUAUCAUAAUUUAAUAAAUUUAUAGGAAUUGGCUAACGAUAAUCCUGACGUAGUAAUGCUGAAAGUUGAUGUUGACGAAUGUGAAGAAGCAGCAAUUCAAUACAACAUCCAAUCCAUGCCCACAUUUGUCUUCAUAAAGUCAAAUAAAGAGGUAAAAUUUAAAUUUGUUGUUAUAUAAGUUAUAUUUAAGUUAUAAGUUACAUUUAUAUUGUUCAUUUAAAAUUUAUUUCUAUUUCUUUUAUAGGUCAUUAGAUUUUCUGGUGCCAACAAAGAUAAAUUAAAGGAAUAUUUGGUGGAAUACAAAUAAUAUCAAAAUUGACUUCAACCAUAGUCCUGUUCAUGGGCCGACCUGCAUAUAACUUUUUCUCUUUUUUUUUUUUUACGAUAAACUGAAAAUAAAUUUUAUAUUGUCAUAAAUUAAAAUAUUUCUGUUCAAUUUAUACAAUAUAUUUUGAAAAAAAGAAGAACAAAUGCUAUUUAAAUAUUAAUAAUUUACUCAUAAUUUAAUGAUUUAUAUACAGUCAAGUUAUGCAAAUGAAACAGGAAUGUAUAUCUAAUAUUUUACGUACUUAUUAGAAUAAAACACAUUUUAAUUGCAAAGAACUGUAUCAAUAAAUUUAAAAUCGUGAACUAUUUUGUCUCUGUAAUAAUUUCCCACACUACUUUAACUAUAGAAGUAUUUUAAAUGGACUUGUUUGAUUUAUUAUCUAUUGAUGAAUAGCCAUUUCUUUGUUUGUUAUUGCCUUGCUUUCUUUGGCACGUUCAUUUGAAUAUUAUAUAUUAUUAUUCCAAUGUAAUUUUCUGAGUGAUCAGAAUAUUGAACAUAUAAAACUGCACUAUAUUUUUAUUAUUGAUAAGAGGGGAUAUCACACGUACAUAUUGAAACUUAUUUUCAAAUAAUGGGUUUUACUCAGACUUCCAUGAUUUUAUGCCUUUAAAAUUAAACUUUGAAAAAACUAAAAUAUCUUGCCAGAGAUUAUGUUUUUAAUCUUUUUCGCCAUUUCCUUAAUCCCAAUUAUUUGGGUUGACUAAAAUUAUUGUAAACUUACAAUUGACUUGAUUUCCCACCUUGUAUACACUGGCUGUUCUCAUAUCAUUAACAAUUGCAUUCAACCACC
Messenger RNA from Cinara cedri, 5759 nucleotides. The record is from the annotation of a GenBank genome assembly. NCBI's taxonomy places the organism in Eukaryota, Metazoa, Arthropoda, Insecta, Hemiptera, Aphididae.